Messenger RNA from Phytophthora nicotianae INRA-310, 1605 nucleotides. RefSeq lists its product as hypothetical. The transcript has 2 exons. The record is from RefSeq and is a predicted model, not a curated record. NCBI's taxonomy places the organism in Eukaryota, Oomycota, Peronosporomycetes, Peronosporales, Peronosporaceae. The coding region runs from base 64 to 1467 and encodes 467 amino acids.
AAAUUUUGAAUGUAUCCAUUCAUAGUCAGCUCACUUCACUUUUGAUUGGAUAUAAAACAUCAUAUGCGCGAUAUUCUUGUGCCAAUUCCAAAUUACCUUAUGAGCGACAGCACACGUAUAGCUGCGGCGCCCCCACCGCCGAAGACGCGUAAGACGCGCUACUGUUUUCGACCUGGUGACGACAGGCUGCUGCUUCAGGCUGUACUUGAUGACCCAGACGUCUUCUCCCCUGCUCGAGUUCGACGCUCUAAUGCGUGGGAAGACAUAAGGACCAUUCUCCAUCGCGAAGGGAUUCUCGCCAGCACCCACGGACUGCGCUGUCGUCUACAGCGAGUUGCUGAGACGUUUCAGAAAGAGGUAGCCGAAGGGAAGCAACCAGCGGAGUACACGGAGCUGGAGAAACUACUGGCCAAGUACAUCAAGGCAGAGUCGGAAUACGAACAGCAGAGGGCAGUUGCUCAGUACACACAGGCAGAGGCUGCGUUUCUGCGGAAGAAGGCGAGGGUUGAUCGGCGGGUCAAGAGUAGUCGGGUCUCGUUUGAUAGUGACCACAGCUCAGUCGAUACAGAGUCCGAGGGAGAACAGACUACUGCCACCAAUGCGGUCCAACCGGUUAUGGCAGCAACAGCAGCACCUGUAGCAGCUCAGCCACCCAUUCCGCUUCCUACGGUAGUGACCACUAAGAAGACUAAGGGAAAACGCUUCUCCUUCGAGGAACACCAUGACGUGCUGCUAUUGAAGGCAGUGCUGGCCGAUAAGGGUGCUCUCUCAGCCUCCGGGGUGAGAAGACGACAGUGGAAAAAGAUCGAAACUUCACUAAAUAGGCAAGGAAUAACCGUGAAAGCGCACACCAUUCGCGAGCAUCUCCGGUUGCUAGUGACAGCUCACCGAUUUGAAGAGAGCACAAGAGAUCUGGAUCAACUCGGGUUGUCUGAGAGACAGCAGCUUUUGAGAACGUAUUGCAAGAAAAUGGAGGACGAAGAACAGCACACUCAAGACACUACCGACGAUCAGUCCUUCGAGCCAGUGCCUGAAUCAGAUGCCCAAGACAACGACGUCGUCGCUACAGCUAACCAGCCAGUAGAAGUAGCUGCCACUUCACCGGCUAGUCGAAGUCCAUCCCGUACUCGAACUCGUGAGGUUAUCAUCACCUCAGAGAUAACUUCAGCGCCCAGAGCCUCUGUAGUCCAACCUCCACUAUUUGCUGAAGAAAGGGAAGUCGAGGAACCUGCGACGAAAAGGCAGAAGCUGGAGCUGGACACAAUUCUGGAGCGCUUUUUAGCUGACCAGAAGGAACGUCAACAAGAGCAAAUCGAGCACGAGCGCACGAGACUGAGCGAACAACAAGAGUUGCAGCGCCAGACGGUUGACUUACAAAAGCGAGCACUGGAUAUUCAAGAGAAGGCGAUGAACAUGCAGGAGCGGCUCAUGGCUUUGAUGGAGAAGGUGAUGGAUAAGCUUAGUUGAGGACCCAUGCAGCAUGCGUGAUACAUGCGCAAAAUUUCGCGCAAUGGUAAUUCGGUAUUCUACAUAUCUUUUUUUCUUUCGUUAUUACUUGCUAGUUAACCAUAAUGGACUGUCCGAAUAACAAAUAUGCUUACCAAC